Messenger RNA from Chelmon rostratus (copperband butterflyfish), 1041 nucleotides. Its product is annotated as Fc receptor-like protein 5. Gene Ontology annotation, biological process: cell surface receptor signaling pathway. Gene Ontology annotation, molecular function: transmembrane signaling receptor activity. The record is from RefSeq and is a predicted model, not a curated record. The coding region runs from base 5 to 769 and encodes 254 amino acids. The transcript has 7 exons. Lineage: Eukaryota; Metazoa; Chordata; Actinopteri; Chaetodontiformes; Chaetodontidae.
CAGGAUGGAGGUAGCAGCUCUAUCUCUGCUUCUCUUGCUGAACUCUCUGGAUUCUGGUUCGGCUCGAGUCUCUCUGACAGUCACCCCCAGACGAUCGCAGUUCUUUAAAUAUGAGAGUUUCUCUGUGAGCUGCAACAAGGAGGGGGAGGAGGAGGAAGAGAUGACGGGAUGGAGAGUGAUGAAGAGCAUGGAGGAUGGAGAGGUGCAGUCAUGUCCACCCCCGUGCUCCAUCUCUACCGCCUUCCCUGCCACAGACAGCGGGUCGUACUGGUGUGAAACUGCACGGGGAGAAACCAGUAACACCGUCAACAUCACCGUCACUGGCGGUUCUGUGAUCCUGGAGAGUCCAGUUCUUCCUGUGAUGGAGGGAGACAACGUGACGCUGAACUGCAGACUCAGAUUCAAGACUUCUGCCUGUGACCUCACGGCUGAUUUCUACAAAGACGGCCUCCUCAUCGGGACCAGCCCCACAGGAAACAUGACCCUCCACAGCGUUUCCUGGUCCGACGAAGGACCCUACAAGUGUGACGUCUGCGGGUCUGGAGGAUCACCGCAGAGCUGGCUGACUGUCACAGCGCCACCUGCAGUCCAGGAUGCUCCAGCUCCCCAGCUGUCUGCCUUAAGACUGGUUCGUCACCUGGUUGUAGCGGCUCCUUACCUGAUCUCCACCAUCUUACUGGUACUCAUAUACAGAGACAGACCCAGAGCGCAGCACAGCACUAAACGAAGACAAACAUGUAACGAUGUCAGAAUGGAAAUGGCUUCAUAGCAACCAGCACAUCACACAUCAGCAGCCGUAUUUAAGAGGGAGGAUGAUGAAGACGAAGAAGGAAACAUCCCCCAGUUUAGUCUUUAUUUAUACUUUUCACUGUCAUCCUGUUAAUGUGCUCGUCAGCUUGAAAUCGUCACUUUUGUUGCAGCUGUUUUCAUUGGAUGAGCUUGACCUGAUUCGGUUCGAGUCUUUCUGCUGUGUUUAGCUGACGUGUUAAAUAAACCAGUGAUUGUCUUUCUUUUCUUUUUUUUGCACACCCGUUAGAAAUA